This is a messenger RNA of Fulvia fulva, 3354 nucleotides long. RefSeq names its product Transcriptional activator SPT7. Bases 1 to 3354 code for a protein of 1117 amino acids. The record is from RefSeq and is a predicted model, not a curated record. The transcript has 3 exons. Gene Ontology annotation, molecular function: structural molecule activity; protein heterodimerization activity. Gene Ontology annotation, cellular component: SAGA complex; SLIK (SAGA-like) complex. NCBI's taxonomy places the organism in Eukaryota, Fungi, Ascomycota, Dothideomycetes, Mycosphaerellales, Mycosphaerellaceae. Gene Ontology annotation, biological process: regulation of transcription by RNA polymerase II.
AUGAGCUCGACACCUUCGCGGCCUGCGAUCAACGGCAUUCACGGCCACCCACGCGCCCCUAAUGGAGUAAAUGGUAGCGCUCGUCGCGCAGUCAGUAUGACACGAGAUGCGACCAUCGGGUCCAGUCUCGGCGCGGCGAGCGUCGCCGGAGACGAUGACCAGCCGGAGGACCCCAUACACGCCCAGCUCACCGCGCAAUGGGAGAAGACACAGGCCAGCAUUGCCGCGCUCUUCGGCACGGACACUCAGACGCAUCGCGCAUCCCGCAAGUUCAUCGAUACCGCCGCUGCUGCUCCUGCCGGAAGCGGCCAUCCCCACGACCAGACCACCGCCAAGACUUCCGCUCCGCCCAAGAAAGCCGCCCGCCAGAUUGACGAUGACUAUGGCGAUGACGACGACGAGGACGAGGAAGAAGAGGCGGAGAAGGAAAGCCCGCUCAAGGCCAAGGGAAAAGCUGCACUCGUCAACGGCCUGUCUCCCCACCACGUCCGAACCUCCGCGCCCGCCGUCAAGCCUCCGACCCUACGAGCGACUACCACUACCGCCACCACUGCCUCCGACCCGUCCAAGAGUGCUGAAGAGGUGCGCAAGCAGUUGGAAGAAGACAAGAAGAGGGAGGCAGAAAGGGCCAAGUUCAACUUCCAGAGCAUGUUCUAUACCUUUGAGAAUGACAGAGAUGCCAUGCUGGAGCAACAGAAGCUGGACGACCUGGAUCGCGAGGUGGAGAACGAGAUGUCGGGAGGCCCGAAUGCCGUUGCAAAUAUUACAUCUAACGCGUCUGGGACGGCCGCUGCGACUGGCGCGACACAAGGCUCUCUGGGUAGUGCUGAUCUGGGCGCUUCCAGCCUCACACUCAAGCAUCUCAUCGCACGAAUCGAUGCAAAGCGUGACAUGGUCAAGGCAUCUGACAACCAGCUCAGGACUCUCAUCUCGGAGGUCAGAAAGGGCCGGAGCAAAUGGGCUAGCGAAGAUCGCGUGGGUCAAGAAGAGCUUUAUGAAGCAGCUGAGAAGGUUCUUAUGGAGCUCAAGGCCAUGACCGAAUACGCUCAGCCAUUCUUGACCCGUGUGUCGAAGCGAGAAGCGCCAGACUACUUCAACGUAAUCAAGACACCCAUGGACAUUGGAAGCAUGAUCAAGAAACUCAAGCAGCUGGCAUACAAGAGCAAGAGAGAAUUCGUGGAUGAUCUCCAGCUGAUUUGGGCGAAUUGCUUGAAGUACAACCAAGACCCAGCACAUCCAUUGCGCAAGAAGGCACUGUAUAUGCGCAAGGAGACCGACAAGCUGAUCCCUUUGAUCCCUGAGAUUGUGGUCCGCGACCGAGCUGAAGUUGAGGCGGAGGAGCGUCGAAUGCAUGCUGCAGAGGAAGACAGCGAGGAUGACGAUGCGCCGAUUAUGGCCUCACGUGGUCGUAAAGCACCGAAGAAGAGCGCGACGAGUUCUGCAAGGAAAGCACCGCCAGGAGCGCCUCCAGUUGCUAUAGCGGAUACGUCUACGCCUGCACCAGAGGAUAGAAAACCUGCGAUGCACGCAUCUGCGUCUAAUCUGCGCAACGACUUUCUCAGAGCAGAUUCCGAGUCGCACGACAUGAGCUCUGCUGGACUCAACACGCCGCCUCCAGGUCUUGCAACGCCGCUGGGCGUAAAUGGCGUCAAUGGAACUGCAGUUCCCGCCAGUCAGACCGAUGUCAUGGAGAUUGAUGGUCUGGGCCAUUCGGUAGUGAGCGCACCGACCGAGGAUGCAGACGAGGACGACACAGAAUUCAAGACAUGGAAGCAAGUGACGAAAAAAGAUCGUGCUCAAGCCGCUGCGGAAAGGCAUCGACUCUUUCGCGGAGAACGCGGGGAGAAGCUCAAUCCGGAAGAACCUGCAUUGGCUAGAACGAAGCCUGGUAUGCGAAGGUGGAUACGGCAGCAGAAGAUGCUUUCGGAGAAGCCAUCGAUCGAAGGUGACACGCAGGAAGGCGCCGACGAUGAUAACGCCGAACAAGCUACCAAAGGCGAGACACUGGCCGAAGGUAUCGAGCAGGACGAAGACUCGACUUUACCCGACUACUACGACCCACUAUGUGCGAUCCCUGAUCUGGACGAACGAUGGAGAUGGACCACAGACUCUGAAGGAUUUGUUCAGCAAGCAGAGGAGUGGAUGCGCAUGUACCCCAAGGAUCGAUACAAGUCUACCCAGGGAUCUCUGACCAAGAAGCUCGAGGCAAACAUACAGCAAAUGCAGGAGACGAGAAAAGUCACGGCCAAGAUCGGCAUUGUCAAGCAGAUGCAGAUUCAGGCACAGACGUAUCAGAACCAGUUCCAGAAGUACGAGCCCGAGCCAUUUGUGGAGCAAGAUGUUGGUACGACUGUGGUCUCUGAAGAGGGUCCGCUACUGUCAGCAUCAGUCAAUCGUGCCGCUUUGCAACGCUCGAUCGGCAAGAUCUUCUACCACGCAGGUUUCGAAGACUUCCAGCCCUCCGCGCUAGAAGCGAUGACGGACGUUGCUAUCAACCACAUCAACCACCUCACACAGACAAUGAAAGUCUACCACGAGCAACCAAAGAAGGACGUUGGUACGGUCGGUCACACAGUCGAAGAACAGAUUCUCCACACCAUGCACGAGAAUGGUGUGGAUAUCGAGUCAAUUGAGUCCUACAUCAAGGAUGACGUUGAAAGGCAAGCGACGAAGCUCACAACGAUGCACGAACGUAUGAAAUCGCACUUGGCGGAUCUUUUGCGACCCGCCUUGGGCGAUCAUGCAGGUGCGGACGGCGCAGGCGCCUUCAACGACGGCAGCGAGCAGUUCGUCGGCGGUGAUUUCGCCGAAGAUCUCAACGAGGACUUCUUUGGCUUUCGAGAACUUGGCCUCGCAGAUGAGUUUGGUCUGGAGAACCUCAGCGUGCCGCUCCAUCUUCUGCAGAACCGUUUGCACAGCGGCUACCAGAUACAGAACCAAGGACCUGUCUCGAGCUCAGGCUUCAUCUUCGAGCCUCCUCCAGUGUACGAGCCUAUCUCCAAGGAGAACCUUGGCGAACAGGUCGGACUCAUACAGGACUUCUUCCGCAACAAGCUGCGUCACAACCGCGACGAACCACUCAUCGAGGACGAGGAUCUUCCAGCGAAACAGCGCUUUCCCAAGCCGCGAUUACCACCCACCGGCAAGAUCAGUUCACCGCGUAAGAGACCGCUUAAGGAGCAACAGCAAGCUGCGAAGAAGAAGCGAAAACUUGAAGAAGGUGAAGAGAAGGCCAAGGCGCUCAAGCCGUUGCAGCUCAAGCCACCAGAGCCAGAACCUCAAGAGAAUGAAGAUCCGGAGAAAGGACUUGAGAUGCACGGAGCUCCACCUAGCCCGGAAAGCAUCAAUGACUAG